Molecule: messenger RNA, 1285 nt
Organism: Halichondria panicea
Lineage: Eukaryota; Metazoa; Porifera; Demospongiae; Suberitida; Halichondriidae
Product: protein phosphatase 1 regulatory subunit 12C-like
Exons: 5
Coding region: 544-1233 (229 amino acids)
Molecular function (GO): ubiquitin protein ligase binding
Source: RefSeq, a predicted model, not a curated record
UUUGGAGGCUCCAGCUUUCCUGUUUAUUUGAUGCAACGUUCACUGUCCUCAUGAGCUGAAGGAUAUUGUUGGAAAUUGUUAAUUGGUAUCAGAAACAUUGUAUUACAUAAUUAUAGUCUGUGCAUGUACUGUACUGUUUCCAUGCGUUAACUAUCUGUUAGGGCUCUUUAAUGUACAAGCUCCUUCACUAAUUGCUUUGCUUAGUACACAAGUAUGAAGGCCUGCCUACACUGUACCUAUACAUGUAUUGAUUAAUCCACUUUAAUUGAGACUCUUGUUUUCCCACUGCAGGUAUGAGGGCUAAACUGGAUGCCUGUCCUCUCAAAGAGCUCGAGGAUUUCACUAUUCUCUCGUGUUUUGUUGGACUGGAAAUGGUCCUACCCCCCACAUAGCAUCACAUGUUGAGCAGUCACGAGGUGGACACGUACGGUAGUAACGAGCACCACUUCUGUCUGGCCCACAAGACUGCCCUCCGUGGCCGCCUGCCCAUCAUACAGUUCCUAGUGGAGAGUGGACUGCCCUCCUCCGCACUGCAGAUACCAGAUGACUCAUUCACCAUACCCGCCAUGCUCGCUAUACAGGUGGUUCAGUGGAGUGUCACAUGUCAAGUGCCUUGAGUGGCUUCUCAAGACAGUCAAGAAGAGGAACAAACAGUCGGAAGUGACGGAGAUACUGGAUGAGUCUGGUGUGACCCCCGCCCACUUUGCAGCACAGGGAGGACACCUCGACUGUCGACAGCUGCUUAUGGACUUUGGCUACAGCAUGGUCCACACGGACAGGGAGAACCAGAAGCCGGUGGAUUGGGCCGAUGCUAUGGGUCAGAAUAUCUGUGUCCACUAUCUCAUGAUGUACGAGACUUGUUGGGCACUCUCCGGAGAACUGACACACAUGGCCGAGCAGCUCGCUAUUGUACAGAAGGAGAAUGGACAGUUACGAGAUGCAUUCUCCAGUCUAGAGAAAGAGCAUGAAUCUGCCAUUACUAAACUGCUGACUAGUCACGAGGAGAGACUGACUAAGAUGAGGGAACAUCACGUCGACCUCAUGGCAUCAAUACUGCACAUGAACCAGGACACUCCGCCCACUGGAGGGGGAGGGGCUACUGCACCAUCAGCCAAUAAGAACAGGGGUCAAGUACCUGUGCGGAAGACGCCCCCUGAACCACCCACUACCCCUAAACGAUCCUCCAAUCGUCUCCCUGUACCCCCGGAUCCUGCCGCUAACAAGAGGUUGUGAGGGUCAAAGGACAGAGGUCAUGAGGCGGCAGAUAAAGGGGAGGACCAUAAUA